Messenger RNA from Oryza sativa Japonica Group (Japanese rice), 3526 nucleotides. NCBI's taxonomy places the organism in Eukaryota, Viridiplantae, Streptophyta, Magnoliopsida, Poales, Poaceae. The record is from RefSeq and is a predicted model, not a curated record.
CGGCCACACGCCUCAGCCCAACUGGGUACUGGUAACGGCUAGUCCGCCGCGCCACGAAACCUCCAAACCCUCGCCUCCUCUCCUCUCUACUUUCUUGCAACCAUCCAUCCUCGCCGUCUCCAAUUCCCUCGUCUCCUCCGCCCGAUGGCCUCCCACAUCCACGCCGCGGCGGCGGGGGACCUCCCCCUCACCGGGAUGCACGACCUCCGCCUGCGCCCGCGGCUUCUCCGCCGGGUGCUCGCCGAGUGCCUCCCGCUCCCGGAUCCGGCCGCGGACCUCCAGCCCACGCGCAGCCCCGCCGACCUCGCCCGCGCGCUCUCCGCCGUCCGCGAGCAGGGACUCCUCGCCGUCGAGGGCGCGGCGGACCCGGGGCUGCUCGAGGAGUGGAGCGCCGCCGUGGACGCCUGGGUCGACCGCCUCGUCGCGCUCCUCGCGAGCGACAGGGAACACAGUUGUUGGGUGGGCACUUCUUUUCUUGGUUUGACAUUUGAAGAGUGCAGUGAGGACCGCUUUGCAAACUCAUACUCUUUCUGGUUUGAGAAGAUUAUGAAAAAAAUUAAGGUCCCAUCUAGCAACAAAAUGGUAAGCAUAGCCACUUGUACUGCUAUGGCUAGUCUGUUUAUGAGAUUGGCGAAGUUUUCAAAUUUAAAGGACGAGGCAACAUUGUUAGCCCAAAAAGUUGUCCAACCAUUGCUGCGGCUGUUGGACAAGGAUGGUUCUGUUGCGGAGAAAGCAACUGACUUACUUGGUUUAAUUAUGAAACUCUUCCCAUCAUCAGUAUAUCGGCACUUCAACAAAGUUGAAUCCAUCAUUGCAGCAAAGAUUAUGAGUGGUCAAUGCAAUCUACAACAUUCAAAGAAACUUGCGAGCACUUUAGCACUAUUGCCUUGUGUCAGAGUAUCACAUAAUAGUUUGUCACUGAUGAUCCAGAAGAUAUUGGUUGUGGUCAACAAUUUGUUAAAUGGCUAUACUGGAUUUGAGUUGAUGCCACUAAUUUCACCUGGAAGUAAACCUCCACCACUGUCAGGAGGCCAGACAACCUAUGGAGAUUGGAACUUUCAUUCAGCAAAGAAAUUUUGCACAUUUGCAGUUCCUACAAUUUCAGCACUUAUACACUGCUGCUCCAUGAUGUUAACUACUUCUUAUCCAAUUCAGGUGAAUAUUCCAGUGCCUGCGGUGGUAACUUUUAUACAACGAGUGCUGCUGACAGAUGUAACAUUUCAUAAAUCAUCACUAGUACAACAAGACACCCCUUCAUGUCAUCUUUCUUUUUCUGAGAUUCUAGAACUGCAUUCAUCUUUCUUGGAUUUUCUUGGUGCCAUUAUUAAAGGAAUGCGCAGUUCACUAUUACCACAUGCUGGUAGUGUUGUAACGCUCAUAACUGAGUACUUCAAAGGAGCAAAGCUGCCUGCAGUAAGAAGAAAACUCUACACUAUUGUGCGAUUAUUGAUGAGCUCGAUGGGUGUUGGGAUGGGUAUGCACUUGCUUCAGGUGGUAGUUAGCAACAUUUCUGCUGAUCUGGAUGAUAAUUCUGGCAACAGCCUAUUCGUUAUGAGUUCAGCUCCAAUAGGAGGAAUAAAUCAGUCUUCAUUAGAAAGAUCUUCCAGCAACAAUCAGGCAUUGCAUGGGAAAAGCUCAAUUGCUGGGAGCCCUGAACCUACAUGCAUUAGAAAAUCAAUGUCUUCACUGUGUGUCAAAAUAGCAGCACUGGAAACAUUUGAAGUACUUCUGACUCUGUUUGAGUGCACAGGUGAAAUGGAUAGGUGCGGAUUGGUUUCAAUUAGGUAUUUUCGAGUUCAGAAUGAUUGUAAAUGGACUAAGCACUUUGAGGUGGUGAAUGCCAUCUUCGCUCCAGAUUCUAGAACACGCACAACCUUGGGUGGUUCAUUCAGAGCAUGCUACUGGAGGACACAAAUAGACCUGCUUCUUAUUAAUGUUGCAAGAGAGUCUUUCUGUACUAUGGGGAUGUAUGAACUAAGACCACUAUUGGCAGGAGAUCCAACUUUUUCAGACUUCCAGUUAGCCUUGUUAAAAUCUCUAUUGGCAUCCUUUCUUUCUUCUCCUGACAAUUGUCCUUAUUUAGAACGAGGUCUUGAGCUCUUCAACAAAGGGAGGCUAGAGACUGGUACCGAGCUUGCAAAAUUUUGUUCACAUGCUUUGCUGGCUUUGGAUGUCCUUGUACACCCUCGUGAACAUUGUCUACAAUAUGAUCCAAAGAUUCCUCUCAGAAGAGCAGCUCAUGGUGAUCAAGGAUCCCUGUCGAUUGCUUCAGACAAUGAAGUAUUAGAUUCCGGGAGAUGUAAGAACCUCCACUCUGCAUGUAAAAACCAAGCUACCGAGAAUUCAGGAGAUGAAGUCAAUGAAUGGCUAUUCUCUACUGACGAUGCUCCAAUUGAUGCUUUUGUGGAAGACAAUACUGCGGAGAACCAUGAAGUGAAGGAGAUGUCCAGAGAUCAUUUGGUGCAGAAGGACACUGUCAUCGGAGAACAUCAAGAAAUUGUUUUAAAUAAGUUUCAUGGGGAAUUGCUGGUUCCAACGUCCAGUAGAAUUGAUGCCGAUGUGGCUAUUGCAGGAACAAAAGGAGGAACAUACAACAGCCCUGCUGAUUACAUGGUGGGUUAUCCUACUCACUUUUUCAAUGUUGAUUCAGCUCGCAUCAGCAUAACACCACCUGAUACUCAGGAUCUUGGGGGUGCUACAUUUUCAAACAAUAAAGACGACCAGCAUGGAAGGACCAUUUCAGGUGCCGCUUCAAGUAGCCAGAAUGUGGCAAGGCACACCGCACCGAUUUGUGAUGCUUCAGGCGUGUCUGGUACUGAGUGGGACUCACUUGACCCAUUCCUGGAUAUAGGUAAUUUUGGCACUGAGACAACUUUUUCCUUGGACAUGGCUAAUCUUGAUCCAGGCUCCAAUUAGGAGGUGUCAGGUGUCAUAAAGUUCUGCCUUCCUAGAUUUAAUUAGAUAAAGAUCCAGAUUUCUAACAUAUAAUAAUGAUAUGGCUCAACAUUGUAAUAAUGGAAGUUGCAUUUGAGAUGGUGCGCGUUGGGUGAAUAUGAUGCGUGUAAGAGAUGCCAAUUUACCAACAUCACUACAGGAAGAACCAAUUGAUGAGGACAUAUUCUAUGUGUGUUAGCCUGUUAGGUGUUGGUAAUGUAGGAAACUCUUUACCUUGCUCGAUAGUAACAUCUAUCCCCUAAAUAAUUAGAUAGGUUAUUAGCCUAGAGAUGAGCUAUUAUUAGGUACUCCCACUGUCCCAUUUUAAACGUCAGCCAAUGAUUUUCCAUGUCCAACUUUAAUAGUUCGUUUUAUAUAAAAAAAUUAUGAUUAAUAUUUUUAUUGUUAUUAGAUGAUAAAAAAUGACUAGCACUUUAAGCGUGGCUUAUGUUUUUUUAAUUUUUUUAAAAAAAUUUAAAUAAGACGGACAAUUAAAUUUGGAUAUGGAAACUCAUGGUUACAUUUAAAAUAGGACGGAGGGGUAUCAUUUGUAAAGUAUCGGUUUAGGAGACAUGGUUUAUUACAAAGCCCA